Molecule: messenger RNA, 1722 nt
Organism: Ananas comosus (pineapple)
Lineage: Eukaryota; Viridiplantae; Streptophyta; Magnoliopsida; Poales; Bromeliaceae
Product: patellin-4-like
Exons: 4
Coding region: 216-1538 (440 amino acids)
Molecular function (GO): lipid binding
Source: RefSeq, a predicted model, not a curated record
ACUUAAAAAAAAAAAAAAAAAGCCAAAAACCGUUUUAUGGUUAGUUAUCCCAGCUGUUGUCCUUGGGCAUCCCGCCUUUCUCAAACGCCGAGUUUGGUAAUCCUACCGUUGAGCCUUUCCCUUAAAACACAACCAAACACAUAUUCCCCUUGCUCUUCCCGGUGACCUCUCGUCCCCACAACCGGCCUCCCCUUACGAGAAGGUCGCCCUGUGCAAUGGACGCAUCCAACGACAGCGAGCCGGGUUCUGAUCUGGUCACUCCCCUCGGAGACCUCAGGCCGUCGGAAAAGAAAGCACUCGCCGAAUUCCGAACGAAAUUGGAAGAAGCCAUCAUAACCAACCGGCUAUUCAGCAAGCUGGCACACCGCCACCACCGUCAUGAUAAGAGCAAGACCCGCGUCGCCAAUGCUUGCUCCCCGGACUUCUGCAUGUUGGAACCGAGCCCCGACAAAGACGAGGAUCUGAAAAACAUAUCUUUGUGGGGAAUUCCUCUCUUGCCGAGCAAAGGCCACGAAGACACGGAUGCGGUACUCCUCAAGUUCCUCCAAGCGAGAGAGUUCAGAGUGUCCGAAGCAUUCCACAUGCUACGAAGGACCCUACGAUGGAGAAGGGGAUUCGGGGCCGACGAUAUCUUGCUCGAGGAUCUCGAACUACCGGAGUUGAACAGCGCGGCAUAUAUGGAUGGCACGGAUAAGUACGGCCACCCCAUAUGUUACAAUGUGUACGGGGUGUUCAGAGAUAAGGAGUUGUAUGACAAGGCGUUCGGGAAUGAGGAGAGGAGGGAGAGGUUUGUGCAGUGGAGGAUCCGGCUUAUGGAGGAGGGGAUUAAGCAGUUGAGCUUUAAGCAGGGGGGCGUGGGCUCGAUGCUUCAGAUAAUUGAUCUCAAGAACUCUCUCAGCCAUUCCAUGAAGGAGCUCCGAAGCACCACGAAGAAGGUGGUCACCAUUCUGCAGGACAACUAUCCUGAGUUCGCCGAAAGGACUAUAUUUCUGAAUGUGUCGUUCCGCAGCUAUGCUUACCAUGCGUUGUUUUCUCACUUCGUCUCUCCGAGAAGCAGGAGCAAGUUCAUCUUUGCCAGACCCUCCAAAGUUACUGAAACACUUCUCAAGUUUAUAGCUCCGGAGGAUUUACCAGUACAGUAUGGCGGAUUUAAGAGGGAAGAAGACGAGGAAUUUUCAGCCGAAAAUGGUCGAGUAUUGGAAAUCACCGUCAGAGGCAGCAGCGCAGGAACUAUAGAAAUUCCAAUAAUUGAGCCCGGGGUGACAGUGGUGUGGGACAUAAGUGUCGUUGGAUGGGAAGUGAGCUACAAGGAAGAGUUCGUCCCAGAUGAUGAAGGCUCUUACAAUGUAUUGAUCCGAAAGGAAAAGAAGCUCGACGAGUCGUCUCGGAAUUCCUUUUAUAUCAGCGAACCGGGGAAGGUUGUGUUAACAAUAGAGAAUCGUACGUUCAAGAAGAAGAGGGUCCUCUACAGAUCAAAGAGCAAGCCUACCAUCCCCUUGUACAAUUUGCUGAACCAAACCAAUCGUCCCGCUGUGUAGUUUCUAUAUAUAAUUCACCAAACUUAUUUGGCCCUUUUCUUCUUUCUUCCCUUCUUCACUAUUUUGUGUUUCGGAUUAAAUUGUGUAAUGCACCCACCAUAUGAUCCAUAUAUUGUGUCAGAGAUCAGAGAGAUUCUUGUAAAAUCAAACAAUGUCACAAAGAUGUAUCUAACCAUUUGAGGCA